This is a messenger RNA of Dacryopinax primogenitus, 1053 nucleotides long. RefSeq lists its product as uncharacterized. The record is from RefSeq and is a predicted model, not a curated record. The transcript is spliced from 2 exons. Lineage: Eukaryota; Fungi; Basidiomycota; Dacrymycetes; Dacrymycetales; Dacrymycetaceae. The coding region runs from base 1 to 861 and encodes 286 amino acids.
AUGUCCAAGCUGCGUGAUAAUCUUCCAGCUGGAGGAAGACUGGAUGCUGAGCGCGAUCUGACGAACGAUUUCAAAGCCGCCGCUCUGAGCAUAACCAAACUCUACAAAUCCUCACUUGCAGCAAGUGCAUCGGCAUGGUCUGCUGGAUACCAAGCCGCCCUCAGCGAACUCUGGGAGAAGUUUUCUCCCCCAGGCGACCUAGAUCCACCCUUGAUGCUCGAAGAUAUCCGUGAAUGGGCACGGGCAAGGAUGGAUGCAAUCGGUGCCGGGGGAUCGAAUGGGGAGUUGAGUGACGAAGAUCGGGAAAAGGAGCGAGAGCGAGAGCGCGAUGAACGAGGCCUUCCACCCAUUCCCCCAUCAAAGCCUUCGCCCAAACCUGAAGAUGUUCCCGAUAAGACGGCCGCCACCAGCGAGCCUGGACGAGUGCAAAUCUACACAGAUUCCCCCCAGGCUAAUAUCGAUGAUGAGCGACCAUCACUUAUUCGCUCGCCGACUACCUUCGCGCCCACGCGUACUCCGUUCUCGUCCCCAUCCCCUGUCUCUGCUCUCAACCCUCCGACCUCGACGAAAACUAGGUCCCGGCGAUCCCACGCCCUUCGGGAUACAACUGCAAGUAACCCCUUUCCCGCUGCCCCCACAUUCGCACCGGCUUUACCUGGAAUUCCCGAGUUUCCCUUCUUCCCUCCCGCCAUCUUCGAAUCCACCCAGCCUAUUCAGUACGGCACCGGGAUGAAGAGGAGACAUGACAGUGCGGACGAGACCGGAGCAGGUGUGGCUGGAAGAAAGGCUCGAAUGAGAGAGCGUGGUAGCGGAGACUCGAUGGAUAUCGACGGCGAGCGAGACAAGAAGAGGAGACGUUGACGUACAGCAUCGGGGAUUGUUGUUGAGGACUCGUUCGUUGCAACAUGAUUGUCCUUGACUGGCUGUGUUUCUAUUUUUUUUUUCUCUUCGCAUUCUCUCUUUCACGUUCAACACCUCCCGCAUUGUGAUAUCUCAAUCAUCGGUUUUUUCUCAUGCAUGACACGCAUUUUUUUCAUGUCUUGUCUUCGUCUG